Molecule: messenger RNA, 1167 nt
Organism: Paraphaeosphaeria sporulosa
Lineage: Eukaryota; Fungi; Ascomycota; Dothideomycetes; Pleosporales; Didymosphaeriaceae
Exons: 1
Coding region: 290-943 (217 amino acids)
Source: RefSeq, a predicted model, not a curated record
GUUCCAUUUCACAUAUUCCGCAUACGGCACAUAGAAAGUCAGAUCUCGUAGCAAGACGACCAAUCGCUAUGAGAACGGUCAGCAGUGCGGCAAUAUCCAGGCUCGCUCUUCCACCAGAUCAAUCAGCGUGAUACUGCAUCCUCAGCAACUUGUCAACUCGAAACACUACAAGUCUAACCCGCAGCAGUGGUACGCUCAAACUUCCAAUCCUGCCCGUACAUCAGUGAUAUCCACCCCCAUAUCUGCCAUCUCCCUCCAUCUACUGAUCAAAGAACAACUCAUCCCUCUCAUGCUUCUUCCGCUCAUGCCGUUUCUCCAUCUUACUGCCCAGAUACGCGCCCGCCAGCGCUCCCGAAAUCGGAUGGUCGCCCAGCAACUCGCCGCCAACCAUGCCCGCCGCACCGCCGCCGACCGCGCCCAUCAAGCCACGCUCGUCUUUGCGAGAGGAGGGCAGCGCUGCGUACGGAUCGUAUGUGCCGUAGGUGUUGAAUGGAGCUCGGUCACCGGGUUGUUGGUACUGGUAUUGGGGACUUGGAGAGUAGCGCGGUGGCGGUGGUGGAGGCUGGUAGGCGGAGUAGUUGUUGUAGUUACGGUUGGGCUCGCAGUAGGGACUGCAGUGGUGUUAGAGAGUCACUGCCAAGGGAUGGCGUUAUCUGAGUCAAUUACGCUGGCGGAUCGCGGUAUGGUUCGUAUUGUGGGUAGUUCCGACUGUAGGGAUACUGGGUUUGCGGCCGAUAAGGUUGGUCUGAGAAGAAUGCCUGUGAAGCGGAUUGCGUGGGGUAUCCGGCUUGUUGAUACCAUUGGGCUGGAGCCGCGUAUUGCUGGUCGGGGGCGGAGGUGUAGGCGUUGUAUUUAUCAGCCAUGGUCGUGUUCAUGCGCUCGCAAAUAUUCGUUGGGACGCUUUCGGGAGUCUCUGAAGCUGAUGAAGCCAGAAGCAGUUUGAGAAACCGUGAUCAGCCAAGUGAGCGGAAGUAGAAGACAGGGCGUUCACUAAAUGGCUCACAAAGUAUACUACAAGCUGCAGCCACAUCCGAGCAACUGUUGUGACACCGCGCAUUCUGGCACCGGAGUCGAACGAAGUCGCGCGCCUGCGGCUGCCGAACAUGGCAUAGACCGAGCGGGUGUGGCGCCGCUGUAACCUGGCGUACCAGGUAUGAUGUUCUUCGC